CUUGUUUGCUUGCUAUAAAACCCAGUUUGCAGUUGGCAAUAGCGGUUACCCAUUUUACCGUUUCAGUGAUGGCUAAACUUUGGGUGAAAUUGCUGGUAACUUAUUGCAUCUGCUUUGUUUGUCAACUUUCGUCAUCGACCACUGAUUCUACCAUGGCAAUGGUGAAAAAGUUGUCAGAAUUCAGCAAGAAACAUCUUGUUGCUCUCAUUUCAGAGUAUCCGGUAUCACUAAAGAUUCAAAGGAAUGCGACUGGUCACGUGAUUCAAAUAAACGGCGUUUCAUCUCUGAUUUUAGAAUGGCUAUCUCGUCGAUACCAAUUUGACUACUCUCUUCUUGACGUCAAUGUAACUACCCUUGAGGAUGGAGGACCGAAAUUACCCGGAAUAAUUAGUUACGCAACUAGGGGAGUAAGUAAAUGA
This is a messenger RNA of Daphnia pulex (common water flea), 419 nucleotides long. RefSeq lists its product as uncharacterized. The record is from RefSeq and is a predicted model, not a curated record. Lineage: Eukaryota; Metazoa; Arthropoda; Branchiopoda; Diplostraca; Daphniidae. The transcript has 3 exons. The coding region runs from base 69 to 419 and encodes 116 amino acids.